AAUGCUUAUAAUGUGUUAAUUUAUCUUCAUUUGCGAAGAGUAUUUAAUCUCCAUUUCUGCUACCGGGGUGUUUCUAUAAUGUUUUACUUCCUCGUGCUGUAGGUGGUGGUCUGUCAAACAACACCAAAGAAAACAACGACGAAGAAGAAUUGACCCCUGAUUGAACUGCACCCGACUUCCAGACAUACCCACACGUUUUUUGAACUUCGAACGCCGUCUCGGGUCAACGCCGGUCACUAGCACGACGCAGACUCGAAAACAACAACGCCUUGUCUAACUAUCAGAAAAACGACACAAUUUUACAGUUUGUUGACGUCCAGUAUUAUACGAGAAAAUUACUUUUAUUUUCCGGUUAACCAAAUAGAUACGCAACCCAGCUGUCUUCGGAAAUGAGGAAUAAACAACAGAUGCCUAAUGUUAGUCGAGUUAACAACUUGAAGCGGCGAAAAGGGAAGUGCGCAGUUGCCUUAACACGAGAUCUCAACGUAGAGGUGAAGAAUACAGAUAAGGUCAGUCCAUCAAUAGAUGGACUAAUGGUCUGUGCCAUGAGAGAACAGGAUCUGGAUCAAUCUCGUACCAAGAAGAGUUCAGUGAAGAGGAUGGAUAUUAAAAAGACGAAAACGGAAGACUCAAAAAUACCCUUCAGUGACUGUAUGAUUGGUGGUUGUAGGGAGUCCUCUACAACUGCCGAAAGGCUGAGCUCUGAUUGUUAUGAGUUUCAUGAAAAGGAAAGCUAUGGAGCAACACCACGCCUGGAGGAAUUGUGGGAAGGUAAAGAGAACGGUUUGAGAUUUGAGUUGGGUUACUACAGAACAAUGGGGUUGCCAGAGAAGAUGGAGGGUGGCGAAACAGAAGAGUGUGACCAGAGCAUCUUCCUUGAUGAUGACAGUAACCAUGUGCUUCCUGUGGAAACGUUCUUUGGAAACAUGGAAGUUGUGCAGGACUGUCCACAGAGACCUACGGCCACCUCAACCCUCAGCAGGAGGGAGCACAGGAGACGACAGUACUAUGCCAAAGAGGACAGUGAUGAAGAGAGCGACAGAGACAUGCAGCAAAAUGACAUAGAUGGCACCACUUAGUUUAUAGAAAAUAACACCUUUCUAUCAAUGGGAUGUAUGAAAACCUCUGUCUUUAUUGCCUUAAAAAGACUAAUGUAAAUCACACAGACAAGCCUGGACAAGUGGAUUUCUACAAUGCAACCAUAAUGUUUUUUUUGCCAGAUUGUACCCUAGAAUUGUACAUUUUAUUUAAUAUGCUAUUUGAACAAACAUUUAUUUUUAAUGAUCAGAACAUUACAUAUUUAAAUUCUUUAAAGGUAAGUGUUCAGAUUUUUUUAAUUGAAUAUUUUACUACUAGUGCAAUUUACUACUUAUAUGUAUGCACAGUUGCUUUGGAUGUAUUUUUAUAUUGCUAUCCAUCCUGUAUAGCUGAAUGACUGAAAACAACAAAUCAUAUAGUUAUUGUAGUCCAUGUUGCAUGGUGUAUAAAAGCAUCAAGUAAACAUAAAAACAUAUAUAGUUUUCAAUGAAGAUGUCUGUUUGUGUCCUACAAAAACGUUUACACUGAAAGCUACCCUGAAAGUAAAUUAAAGCUGUGGAAACAAAGAAUAACUUCAUUGCAAUCUAAUUACACCCACAGCGAACAAUCAGAUCUGCUCAAAUUAAAUCUGCUUGACUACUA
Molecule: messenger RNA, 1680 nt
Organism: Esox lucius (northern pike)
Lineage: Eukaryota; Metazoa; Chordata; Actinopteri; Esociformes; Esocidae
Gene: c12h1orf174
Product: chromosome 12 C1orf174 homolog
Exons: 5
Coding region: 390-1079 (229 amino acids)
Source: RefSeq, a predicted model, not a curated record